AUUCUGUGAGGAGGAUGGAGCUGGAAAUCUAAACAGAGUAGCUGGAGCCUGCAGAGUUCCAGCGAAGCUCCGAGCCUGACCUCCUCUCCUACUGAGCCCCUCGCCAAACCUCCCCGACCUGUGCGGCCCCGCAGAGCUGUCGCCCCUCUGACCACCCAUAGUCAGACCACUAUGAAGCUCUGGGUUGUGCUUUGCCUGGCUCUGCUCUGGGUGGAGCUCCAUAAUGGUGCUUGCCAACAAGUCAAGCGGAGAAAAGACAUAGGAGAGAACCGCAUCCGGCCAGGGGGGAAACGGGUAAAGAUAAGACACCCCAAACUAAAGGACGGAGCGGGGAAAGGCCAGUCCCUGUUGACCCAGGUGCUAGAUAAGGGACGCUUUGUGCGCCUGGGCCACAGCACAACUCUGACCCCUGGGAAGAACAUAGAGCUGCGCUGCAAAGGCAACUCUAUCGGAUGGUCAUACCCGACCUACCUGGACACCUUCAACGACUCGCGCCUCAGCAUCAAGCAGAGCGACAAGUACAGUCAGCUGAUCCUGACGUCGCCCUCUGCUGCUGACACAGGGCCCUACAGCUGCUGGGUGAUAGUGUGUGACGGCACGGACUGUGAGAAGGACCACGACCGCACCUAUGUCUCCUACAUCUACUUCACAGACAAAGACAACCUCUUCGUCCCUUCCGCCAUCCACUUUGAGAUCGUGUACCUGCGCCCGGACAGGCCUGCUGUGGUGCCCUGUCGUGUGACCGACCCGCAGGCCAAGGUGUCCCUGCACAGAGAGGUGCCUCCAGAGGAGCUCACAGCCAACGGGACGCUGGUGGCCUAUGAGCCCAACAAGGGGUUCAUCCUGCAGAACCCCAGCCCAGAGCAUCAGGGGGUCUUCUACUGCAAGGCUGUGACCAAGGGCACCCCUCAGAUCUCCACGAAGUACCAGCUGCUCUAUGUGGAGGUUCCCAGCGGGCCACCAUUUGUGAGCCUCGAAGCCAAUCCGGAGUCUGUGAGAGGGGGCGACAACAUCAAUGUGACCUGCACGGUGCUGGGGGAGCCCGAGGUGGACGUGAGCUUCACCUGGUCUUAUCCCGGUCAGGACUAUCGCCCAGUUCACAUCCAAACUUCCUGGAGGCUGGUUAACAGAGGCAUGGGCCACACCACGCGGGUCUCCCAGAGCGUCAUGACUGUAGAAGACAUGGAGACCAUCGACUUUGGGACCUAUGUCUGCAAAGCCAAGAACCAGCAUGGUGAGACAAUUGUGACGACCAACAUCAUCUCCAAAUAGCCCCAGAGGAGCCUGAGUCUUGGUCAUCUUUGAUGUGACUGUGUUGUUGAGAUGUAACUGUAACACACAUGUAUAUACAUAAAAAUGGGUGUAUUUUUAGAUUGCAGAAUGUGGUAACAUAAUAAAGAUUUGCUACA
Molecule: messenger RNA, 1409 nt
Organism: Chelmon rostratus (copperband butterflyfish)
Lineage: Eukaryota; Metazoa; Chordata; Actinopteri; Chaetodontiformes; Chaetodontidae
Gene: pdgfrl
Product: platelet-derived growth factor receptor-like
Exons: 6
Coding region: 172-1272 (366 amino acids)
Source: RefSeq, a predicted model, not a curated record